CUGAAGAAAGUCACAACCUCGACAAAUCUCAAGGCCCUGAAUUGGGGUACUGGCAAGGAUGCGGCAAACGGUUCGACAUUCGGAGUACGAUGGUUCGGAAAGGCACCGUGGCACCGCAAAGAUUCUGAGGUUACUGUCGGUAGUGUGUCAAGCUCCGUCCGACAGGUUCUUGCCGGGAGAACGCCUCCUGCGUCUCCACAACCAGAGGCUUUUCUCAAUCGAGGGCCAUUUGACUAUGAGCUGACUCCCUACCCAGCUGGGGAGGCCACCCGCGUCAAAACUCCGCCUUUGCAUGAGAAUACCGCUGACGGAAAACCGCGAGGCUUCUUCGGAGAUCUGAUGCCGCCCGGCGAGGAGAUCGACGAUUGGGAUCCUGCACAUCUCACUCGACCUGAGACGGAGAAGUACGGCGGAAUCUGCGAAAAGAACUUUCCAAAGAAGCCCAAGGAAUGGUGGGAUGCGAAGCAGCGGGUGCAACUGAAGAAAGUAGUGCCAAGUCCACAGCCAUUCGAGUUCGACAUCCCGGAACAUCUACCGAGUAGCCCAAUGUGUCCGUCAAAUCCGAAACAUUCGUCCGGCGGCAAAGGACUGUGUGUCUACCAUGGAAGAAGGAGGGAAAGCUCGGGACUGAAGGUUGAGCAAGUUAUGAGAGAGCGACGUCAGGGAUCAGAAGUAUCCAUCACCUCGCAGGGCGACGAGUUCUAA
Messenger RNA from Colletotrichum karsti, 705 nucleotides. RefSeq lists its product as uncharacterized. NCBI's taxonomy places the organism in Eukaryota, Fungi, Ascomycota, Sordariomycetes, Glomerellales, Glomerellaceae. The record is from RefSeq and is a predicted model, not a curated record. The transcript is spliced from 3 exons.